Molecule: messenger RNA, 1270 nt
Organism: Arabidopsis arenosa
Lineage: Eukaryota; Viridiplantae; Streptophyta; Magnoliopsida; Brassicales; Brassicaceae
Source: the annotation of a GenBank genome assembly
AAACAUUCAAAAAAAAAAAAAACAUUCCUUUUUAUUACUCUCAUCUUUUUUAGUAUCAAUCUCCAAAUGAAUUGGACUAGAGGAAAAACUAUAGGCCGUGGCUCAACAGCCACCGUUUCCGCGGCCACAUGUUACAAAUCCGGCGAAACAAUCGCCGUGAAAUCCGCCGAGUUUCACCGUUCGGAGUUUUUGCAAAGAGAAGCCAAGAUUCUCUCCUCAUUGAAUUCUCCAUACGUCAUCGGAUAUAGAGGAUGCGAAAUUACGAGAGAGCCUUUCUACAACAACGGAGAAGCUACGACUUACAAUCUUCUCAUGGAGUACGCUCCGUACGGAACGUUGACCGACGUAGCGACCAAGAACGGCGGUUUCAUCGACGAGGCUCGGGUCGUGAAGUACACGCGCCAGAUACUUCUUGGUUUGGAGUACAUUCAUAACUCAAAGGGAAUUGCGCAUUGCGACAUUAAGGGAAGCAACGUGUUGGUCGGAGAGAACGGAGAAGCAAAGAUCGCUGAUUUUGGCUGCGCAAAAUGGGUUGGACCGGAAUUAACCGAACCGGUUAAAGGAACGCCGGCGUUUAUGGCUCCGGAAGUGGCGCGUGGAGAAAGACAAGGGAAAGAGAGUGAUAUAUGGGCGGUGGGUUGUACGGUGAUAGAGAUGGUUACCGGGUCUCCACCGUGGAUUGGAGCGGAUUCGACCGACCCGGUUUCGGUUCUUUACCGGGUCGGAUAUUUAGGUGAGUCACCUGAGCUGCCUUGCUCGCUUACGGAACAAGCAAAGGAUUUUUUAGGAAAGUGUUUGAAAAAAGAAGCGAAGGAGAGAUGGACAGCGAGUCAACUACUAAACCAUCCCUUCUUGUUGAAUAAAGAACCGGAAUUGGUAACCGGUUUGGUUACGAACUCACCGACAAGUGUGACGGAUCAAAUGUUCUGGAGAUCAGUGGAAGAGGAGGUGUCAGAGGACCGUCCAAGCUGGUGGGAAUGUCACGAGGAUGAGAGAAUUGGAGUGCUAAGCUGGAUUGGUCAUGCUGUGGUGGAGUCCACAUGGGACUUGGACGGUGAGGAUUGGAUCACGGUUCGACGGAAUAAUGAUUAGUCGGUUCACAUGAGAGGAGCGUUGAUUAUUCGAUUCAAUUAGUGAAAAUAUUGUUUUAGUCUAGUAGAAGCUGAGGUUUAGAGAAAUUCAUGUACAUUUCCUAAUUCAUCAUUUUUUAUCCACAAAUCCAAAUUUUGUUAUUCAUUGAUAUAUGUUAUAAUAUAAGUCAUGAUUGAUU